Brassica rapa (field mustard) is the source of this 714-nucleotide messenger RNA. RefSeq lists its product as uncharacterized. The record is from RefSeq and is a predicted model, not a curated record. NCBI's taxonomy places the organism in Eukaryota, Viridiplantae, Streptophyta, Magnoliopsida, Brassicales, Brassicaceae.
UUUCUGAAAAAUGCUUUUAGCUCUUCCCUUCUUAUCUUCUAAGAAGUCAUUUACCAUCCUCACAAAAGAAUCUAACGCAAUGAUGCAAACCAAAAUCUCUAGUUUCCCUCGGCCAUGCUUCACCCUCCAUGAAACAAGAGCACUUCAUCAACCUCUUGUCUCCAUGGCUUUACCAUCAUCGCCAUCACCGUUUAAGCACCUUCUCUGCAAGUCCACCUUCCCUCUCGCUGCCUCACUCACCCUUCUCCUCUCUCCAUGCACCGCUGAAGCAGGCUUAAUGUCGGGAAGUCCCGGCAUAGAAUCAGUUCCUGGUCCCGAAUUACCAAAGCUCGAGUUCCUUGAACGUUUCAAUGCUAAAAACCAGAAGUUCUACGCUGAAAACGAUUCCAGAUUCAAAGAAUCUCCAAUUCUCAAGAAGCUACUUGAGAACUCCAAACUAAACAAAGAAAAGAAUGAAAGAGCGAUUCAAGACAAGUACUGUCUGAGAGGAGCAGAGUGGGGAGUAGGAGACUGUUCAACCACUGGAAUGACAGAUGAAGAAAAGGAACAAUUCAUCACAAUGUUGAAGAAGAAGACUGGCAUUGAAUAAAAACUUUCGAAAAUCACAUUAUGUAUUUAGCGUUUUCAGAACGUGAAUCUAUGCUAAAAUGCAAUACAAAACAUGACAAAAACAACGUUGAUAACAUCAUCAUCAUUCACUUAGCUUGAGAGAAA